AUGUACUAUAUAGGUAGUACGCCCGGUCUUUCAACUCUGUUGCAGGUCCCAAGAUGGCCGUCCCCUGGCCCCGGCCCAGCAAGCCAGCUUGCAAGCACAAAACUCAGGAACGUCACGGCCGUCGCGUGCAAGCAUCAGCCCUCGACCCUCCUGCACGCCCACGUUCUCUCCCUUGUGCUGCUUGAAGCAUCGCUCCGGACCGGUAGCGGUACGCGGUACCUGGGCUAUCCACCUCAUGCACACACCAGACUAGCCGCUUUCUGCCCUCGGCCCCCGCUAGCCCUGUCUCCCAUUGGUACCCUAGCGUCGCCGACGCCCGUCCGCAUGGUAGCCUUUGUCUAG
This is a messenger RNA of Plenodomus lingam JN3, 342 nucleotides long. The record is from RefSeq and is a predicted model, not a curated record. Lineage: Eukaryota; Fungi; Ascomycota; Dothideomycetes; Pleosporales; Leptosphaeriaceae.